This is a messenger RNA of Cuculus canorus (common cuckoo), 2752 nucleotides long. Its product is annotated as alpha-1-antiproteinase F. Lineage: Eukaryota; Metazoa; Chordata; Aves; Cuculiformes; Cuculidae. Bases 143 to 1387 code for a protein of 414 amino acids. Gene Ontology annotation, molecular function: serine-type endopeptidase inhibitor activity. Gene Ontology annotation, biological process: negative regulation of endopeptidase activity. The transcript has 5 exons. The record is from RefSeq and is a predicted model, not a curated record.
UAUGAGUCACAGCCCUUAGAUGAUCUUAACCUUUACUAGAGGAUACCCUGCUUUGUGUUCAGUGGCAUAAACAACUGAGCAAGGACCUGUGCACACCUGGUGAAUUCAACAGGACCAUUUUGACAGUACUAGUUAUAACAACAUGAAGAUGAUGUUUUUCCUGUGUCUCUUAGUUGUUGCAAUGAUUUCUAACAGUUAUUGCUAUGAGCCCAAUCACCGGGGUGUAAGAAACCAAAAUCAAAGAGGCCAAGAAAGUCAAAAUAUGCCACUGCAGAUUGUAGGGAAAAAUGUUUGUCAUUUUGCGUGUUGUUUCUACAAAGAGAUUGCUUCUCGUGAUAAGAGUGGGAAUAUUUUCUUCUCUCCUUUGAGCAUCUCUACUGCCUUUGCUAUGCUGACCCUGGGUGCCAGAUCAGACACUCUGACACAGAUUCUUAGAGUCCUUAGCUUUAACCCACGUGAGAUUUCUGAAAAUGAAAUACAUGAAGGUUAUCGUCAACUCAUGCAAAUGGUAAACAGAAAGAAUGAGGUGUUGCAGCUGAAUAUGGGAAAUGUUCUGUUUGUACUUGACCGACUAAAGCCACAACAAAAAUUUUUAAAUGAUCUCAGAAACUUCUACGAAGGAGAAGCUUAUCCUAUGAACUUCAAAAGGGCUGAUCAAGCCCAGAUAAAGAUCAAUGAAUAUGUAGCAGGAAGAACCAAUGGGAAAAUCAAAGACCUCAUAAAUAACCUUGAUCCACUUACUGAAAUUCUACUUAUUAGCUACAUUUAUUUUAAUGCUGAAUGGGAAAAACCUUUUGAUCCAAAAAACACUAAAAAGAGCAAAUUCUUUGUGGAUGGGAACAAGGCUGUUGAAGUCCCAAUGAUGUUUGGAAUGGGCGUUUUCAAGCAUGGCUACGAUGAACAGCUGUCUUCCACUGUGGUGCAAAUGGAUUACAAGGGAGGUGCCUCAGCAUUUUUUGUUCUGCCUGAUCAAGGAAAAAUGGGGAAGCUGGAGAAAAAAAUGAAUUGUGGACGUAUAACAAGAUGGAGAACACUAUCCUCAGCAAGAGGCACAGUAAAUUUGCGUAUUCCAAAAUUCACUCUUUAUGGGACAUACGACCUAAAAGAGAUAUUAUAUAAAAUGGGCAUCAUGGAUGUAUUCACUGAUAAGGCUGACCUGUCUGGGAUCACUGGACAGCCGCAGCACAGAGUUUCCCAGGCGGUUCAUAAGGCUGUGAUAAAGGUGGAUGAGACGGGCACUGAAGCAGCAGCUGCCACAGGAAUGGAAAUAGUGCCUAUGUCUGUUCCAGUUACCAUUACAUUCAACAGACCCUUCCUAAUAGUCAUAACUAUGGAGGAAAAUAUACUCUUCAUGGGAAAAAUUGUGAACCCUUUGAAGAAGGAUUAAAUUGAUGUACACAUUAGGUAUGCGGUGAUCACCAUUGUUAAAGGAAGUGUUUGACCUGAUGAAUAUGGCAUGGCUGCAGAAGGCUAUCCACCUCUUAACUGAUGUUAUUCACUGGUUCUGUUUUAGAUGAGGCUCAGUUUAAGUUGUCAUAGCUGUGUAUUUGUUUGGGCCUUGUUGUUGUUGGUGUGUUUUUUUUUUUUUGUUUUUUUUUUUUUUUAAAGGAAGAUUACAUUCAGGCAGAACUGUCUUUAGAUCUGGGAUGAAAUAGGCCUGUGUGAUACUGACAGCAUGGAUACAUCUCCUAUCAGGGAAGAUAAGGAGCACAUGGCUGGAGAGUGUUGUGUAAGCCUGCUUCUUCCCUUACGGUUGCCUCCUCACCUUUUUUUGGUGUUGACUGACAAAUGGGUACAAGUUAUGGAACUCUUUGUGCUGAUUUCCCUACCAACAUCAAGUUCAUAUCUAGCAUAAAUCUUAAUAUACAUAAUGCUUACUACCUGGCAUAGUACCACUGCUGUCCAGUAAGUCCUGGCCUUUCAGCUGUUGUUCCAGCUAGGCUGCUGCAAAGGUGUCACGGAGGGUGGGUUUUACCCCUGCACAUUUAUACUGGCCUGCCCAGUGUGUCUGUGUUUACAAUCCAGACUCAUUCCAGGGAAAAUGUUAAAGGGUCUAAGAAAAGAAGUAGAUCAGAUCUCUGCAGUUCAGUGCCCUGGAGCUGACCUCUGUGAAUCAGAUAUACAACUCAGAGCAGUCAGAAGACUACUUCUAACCCCCACCUGCACCUAAACCAGCUUCUUGAAGCCCACAAACAGCAGGAAACACAGACCAUCUUCUCUUGGUGCGAGUGCCUGUACAAGUAUCCUCUGCUUCUGGGAGAUUACCCAUGGUAGUAAGCACCAUUCCAGUACUGUUUGUAGGACCAAGCACCCUACUGACAACAGCCAUACCCCAUUAGUGACACUUACUGUGUCUCUGGAUAUAUAACCCCUUCUGUUCCCAGACUGUCCAGUAACACAACAUCGGUACUUAUUUCUUAUCUGCUUCAUGGUUAGUAUAGCCACAACAUUAUAGAGAACUAUUCUCACUAUUAAGAUACACAAUACUAGAAGUCACAUUCAUAAUGUGCAUGCUUAUUUAUUUUUUCUUGUUUACUUGAUUGUCUAUGUUUUCUUCUAUAUUUCACAGCAUCUAUCAUUAUUUUAAUUCUUUGCUCAUGUUCAUGGUAUAUAUCUGUUCUCUGGUUGCAGGAGGGGUAAAUUAUUGAAGGAAAUGGUUUAGUCUGUUUAAUAUGUAUUAAGCAUUAACACCAGUCUUUGUACAGCCUUGAAAUAUGCAGGCAAUUGUACUAUGAUAGAAGAAAAACAAUGA